UAGCCAGUUGCCAUGGUAACGCCCUAUUAACAAGCGCGCUUCAGUAGACAAUUAUAUCUCGGUUGCCAUGACAUUGACAGGCGAGUCAUUUUCACACCGCACCCCGGCCCGAUCGACGCGAUGUUCUGGGGAGUGAGUCCGGCGCUGGACCUGCAGCAGGAGUACCUCCGCCAGGGGGACCGAAAUGCCUUCGAAUUGAAUUUUCUCGUGAUCGGCGGCUGCGACGCGCGCCACCUCAUCAAGACGCUGUCGCAGGCGUACCGGCACAAGCGCCGCUACAUGAAUCUAUUCGUCGUGGACGGCUGCCCGGAGCUCGUUGCCAGACAGCUUCUCCUGCUCAGCUUGGCUCUCGAGAAGACCACGCGAUGCGGCCUCCUCGAGAAGACGCGAAGAUUUCUCGAGGUGUACGGCAACAUCCUCCUCCGGCCCUCGACGUCCAGGUACACGAUCGCCAAGGCGAGGCAGCUGGUGGGGAUGAUCUCCAACCCGGAUUAUAUGAGCUGCCUCCUGCCGUGCGUCUCCGUGGAUCAGCUCAAGUACCGCGAGAGGGACUACCUAGAGAAUCUGUUCUGCUUCUGGACGACGGGCAACACUAAUCAAUUCAACGCCUGCGAGCUGUGGGAGCACCGGCUGAGGCACGGCCUGGGGGUAAGGUACGACAGCCGGGCCGGCGUGUUCGACUGGGACUACCACAUGCGGCUGAAGGAGGUGGCCGGGCAGAUCUGUUUCCAGGAGUACAAACACUUCCGCGAGCACGGCGUGGCGUACACGUGGCUGGAGACGGAGGUGUGCCGGCCCAACGUGUCGUUCGCGGCGGGCGUGUACAAGUGCGGAGAGCGGUACCUGCACCGCGGGUACCUGGGCGACCUGGUCACGUCGCCCUUCGUCGGCUUCGGCCUGGACUGCGAGGACGAGGAAAUGCUGAAGUCGUCGCACGGGGUCAACCGCGAGCGCGCCACGGACGUCGCCGAGCGGAACGUGAUGCGCAUGCUGUACGAGCUCGAAAAUCGCCGGAGUUUCGACGCGGAAGCGAUGACAAUUGAAAAUCGGAGCCUCGGGGCGGCCGUCCUGACCUCCCUGGACGUGAGGAUCUCGGAAGCGGGCCCGGAGGCGCCGCUGCUACUGAGGGAGGACCGCGAGACGUACAUCAACGUGGACUUCGGCAAGGUGCACUUCCUGUCGCUGUCGGCGCUGGACCACUACCCGCAUAAGCCGCAUUUCCAGGGGUUGUUCCACGGGGUGUUCGUGGGGCACAACCUGCUGCCGCGGCUGAAGCCGAGCGUGUGGUCGAUGGCGCGAGACGACGCGACGGUGGUGAUGGAGUCGCGCAAGUACAUGGUGGAGCUGAAGCGGGAGGAGGUGCGCGGUUUCGGCGAGCAGAUCCAGCAAGCGGCCGCGGCGGCCCAGUGCAAGCCCGUCGCCGCCUUCUGCCCGGAGAAGGACGACUUCGCCAAGUUCGUCAUACGUCGAAGGAGUGAGAGUAUAGAUUUACCUGUAUAAUUUUUGCUUAAAAGUGUAAUUUUCUUUUUAUAGUGUUGU
Messenger RNA from Aricia agestis (brown argus), 1539 nucleotides. It is a transcript of the gene Dnaaf3, whose product is annotated as dynein axonemal assembly factor 3 homolog. Gene Ontology annotation, biological process: axonemal dynein complex assembly; motile cilium assembly. The transcript has a single exon. NCBI's taxonomy places the organism in Eukaryota, Metazoa, Arthropoda, Insecta, Lepidoptera, Lycaenidae. The record is from RefSeq and is a predicted model, not a curated record. The coding region runs from base 121 to 1500 and encodes 459 amino acids.